AUGGGGAGAGGAAGAGUAGAGCUGAAGAGGAUAGAGAACAAAAUCAACAGGCAGGUCACAUUUGCCAAGAGAAGAAAUGGACUUCUUAAGAAGGCUUAUGAGCUCUCUGUCCUCUGUGACGCUGAGGUUGCUCUCAUCAUCUUCUCUAGUCGUGACAAGCUUUAUGAGUUCUGUAGUAGCUCUAGCAUGCUCAAAACUCUUGAAAAGUACCAGAGGUGCAGUUACAGUGCACUCGAAGCCAACCAACCAGUGAAUGAGAGCCAGAAUGGUUACCAUGAAUAUCUGAGGCUUAAGGCAAGAGUUGAAGUCCUCCAACAAUAUCAGAGAAAUCUUCUUGGAGAAGACUUGGGCUCACUAAAUACAAAAGAGCUUGAGCAGCUUGAACAUCAACUGGAGAUGUCCUUGAAGCAUAUAAGAUCAACAAAGACUCAGUUUAUGCUGGAUCAGCUUGCUGAUCUUCAAAGGAGGGAACACAUGCUUGCUGAAUCCAACAAAGUCUUAAGAAGGAAGUUGGAAGAAAAUACUGUUGAAAUGCCACUUAGGCUAUCAUGGGAAUCCGGAGCACAAACCAUCCCUUACAACCCACAUCCUGCUCAAUCAGAGGGUUUUUUUCAACCUUUGGGAUUGAAUUCCACAUUGCAAAUUGGGUACAAUCCUCUGCCUGUGGGUUCAAGUGAGAUAAAUUAUGCAGCUCCAACACAAAAUGCUCAUGGAUUUAUCCCUGGAUGGACUCUCUGAUGGAAGUUCAAUAUUUGUAAGC
Molecule: messenger RNA, 760 nt
Organism: Cornus florida
Lineage: Eukaryota; Viridiplantae; Streptophyta; Magnoliopsida; Cornales; Cornaceae
Product: agamous-like MADS-box protein MADS2
Exons: 8
Coding region: 1-738 (245 amino acids)
Biological process (GO): positive regulation of transcription by RNA polymerase II
Cellular component (GO): nucleus
Molecular function (GO): DNA-binding transcription factor activity, RNA polymerase II-specific; protein dimerization activity; RNA polymerase II cis-regulatory region sequence-specific DNA binding
Source: RefSeq, a predicted model, not a curated record